AUGGCCGCUAACAAGCACUCGGUGCGCAAACAGGAGGAGAUCGUCGCCAUGAAGCGCCGAGUCGCCGAGAUGGAGCAGGAGGCCGCCAAGCUGCGCGAGAUGCAGGCCAGCCUCGAGGAGAAGGGCAACGACCUCGCCGCCGACGACAAGAACGACGUCGACAGCCGCAGCAUCUUUGUCGGCAACGUCGACUACUCGGUCUCGCCCGAGGAGAUACAGGCCCACUUCCAGCAGUGCGGCUCCAUCAACCGCGUCACCAUCCUGCUUGACAAGUUCACCGGACAGCCAAAGGGCUAUGCCUACGUCGAGUUCACAGAACCCAGCCUGGUCGCACAGGCCCUCGUGCUGAACGACACGGUCCUCAAGGGCCGCAACAUCAAGGUCACCCCCAAGCGAACCAACAUCCCGGGCAUGUCUAGAGGGCGAGGAGGACGUGGUCGCGGGGGCUUUGGAAGAGGGUCCUAUGGUGGAAGAGGCGGCUUUGCGCCCCGGGGCGGCUAUCGCGGUGGCUACCGCGGCCGUGGACGGGGCUUCAACCCCUACUAG
Messenger RNA from Neoarthrinium moseri, 546 nucleotides. RefSeq lists its product as uncharacterized. Gene Ontology annotation, molecular function: RNA binding. The record is from RefSeq and is a predicted model, not a curated record. Lineage: Eukaryota; Fungi; Ascomycota; Sordariomycetes; Amphisphaeriales; Apiosporaceae. Bases 1 to 546 code for a protein of 181 amino acids. The transcript has 2 exons.